AUGUGGUGGUCGGUGUUGCCCUUGCUUUUCCCGUCGGCGCUCGCCGCUCAACCUGCCGCGCCCGCCCCCAUCCGUGCUCCAUUACGCGAUCUCCAUCUCGGACAACUCAACUUCCUCCACACCACCGAUACUCAUGGCUGGCUGGCCGGUCAUCUGCAGGAGCCCUCAUUUUCGGCGGACUGGGGCGACUAUAUCUCCUUCGCCGAGCGCAUGCGGGAAAAGAUUGAGGCUCAAGGUCGGGAUCUGCUAGUGGUCGAUACCGGGGACCGAGUCGAGGGAAAUGGCCUCUACGAUUCUUCUCAACCACAAGGGGUCUACCUCUCGGAGAUCCUCCGCCACCAACAUAUCGAUGUGAUGACCUCCGGGAACCACGAACUAUACAAACACAACACCUCCGAAGCUGAGCUCCAGGUCACCGUUCCCAAUUUCCGAGGUAGCUAUCUCGCCUCGAAUAUCGAUAUAAUUCACCCGGAGACCCAAGAGCUGGUCCCGCUGGCCUCUCGAUAUAAGAAAUUUACUACCAAACAACAGGGGAUUCGUAUCGUAGCUUUCGGCUUCCUCUUCGACUUCACCGGCAACUAUAAUAAUACCGUCGUGCAGCGCGUGGAGGAGACCAUCAAAGAAGAUUGGUUUCAAGAGGCUAUUAACGACGAAGAGGUCGAUCUCUUCGUCGUCGCCGGACACGUCCCCGCCCAUUCCCCAGAGUAUAAGGCCAUCUUCACCGAGAUUCGGUCUACCCGGGGACACGGGACACUCCGAUCCAAUUAUGCCCAGUACGAUGCAAAGGCCGUCGCUCUCGCCAGCGGUCGAUUCAUGGAGACCAUCGGGUUUAUGUCGAUCGAUGGUCUAUCCUCCACUAACGACCCAAGCACCACCGCCGGCCCCGUCUUCAAGCGACGAUACAUUGAUAACAACCUCUACUCCUACUACCAUCAUACAGGUCUUGACGAAAGCUCUUUCCAUACGGACAAGGGCCUAAAUGUAUCCCAGCUCAUUACGGACUCGCGGAGUGCCCUCCACCUGGACAAGAUCCACGGGUGUAAUCCGCGUGACCUUUGGAUGUCACGAGCCCCGUACCCACACGAUGAUAGCAUCUAUACUUGGCUAGAGAAGGAGGUCUUGCCGGCUACAUUGAAGAAUGAGUCUCGUGGAGACGGAGACCGCCCUGCAGUAGCCGUUCUGAAUACAGGCGCUAUCCGCUUCGACAUCUUCAAGGGUCCCUUUACUCAGGAUACCAUGUGGAUCAUUUCCCCAUUUACCAACGAAUUUCGAUACGUGAAAGACGUUCCUUACGAUAAAGUACAACUGAUUAUGGAAGUUCUCAACAAGCAACCACAGGUUUUGACAAGCUCCUUGGAGGAGACGUUCGAUGGCGUUGAUGCCUUGUGCCCCCCAGCUCAAGUCAAACAUCUUGAUAGUGUGCUUGCGAGCCCAGAACCAUCGAAUGAAUGGCAUGGUUUAGAUAUGGCUGGCACGGGCCAGAUACCCCUGUCGGCUGAAAACCCAUCCGGUGCAGUUGUUCCGGGAUAUACAACCCAAGAUGAUGCCGGUCACGACGGAGAUGACACGAUACACUCCCCCAUUUCCUUUUAUCGUGUACCAAACGUCUUCCAAGCGACACUGUCUGCAAAUUCGUCGGCUACGCCUGAGACAGUAGACUUGGUGUACAUUGAAUUCCUCCAGUCGUAUCUCACGCUGGCGGCCAAGUUUGCCCAGCUUGAUCUUGACUUUGCUAAGGAGAGCGAGAGUUAUAUGCCAGGCUCGACGCUGACGGAUUUGGUCUUGGAAUGGGUGGGGAAGAACUGGCCAUGCAAUUAA
This is a messenger RNA of Penicillium waksmanii, 1818 nucleotides long. RefSeq lists its product as uncharacterized. The record is from RefSeq and is a predicted model, not a curated record. Lineage: Eukaryota; Fungi; Ascomycota; Eurotiomycetes; Eurotiales; Aspergillaceae. Gene Ontology annotation, cellular component: cytosol. The transcript has 3 exons. The coding region runs from base 1 to 1818 and encodes 605 amino acids. Gene Ontology annotation, molecular function: hydrolase activity. Gene Ontology annotation, biological process: nucleotide catabolic process.